Messenger RNA from Thunnus maccoyii (southern bluefin tuna), 2460 nucleotides. It is a transcript of the gene wfikkn2b, whose product is annotated as WAP, follistatin/kazal, immunoglobulin, kunitz and netrin domain containing 2b. The coding region runs from base 92 to 1828 and encodes 578 amino acids. Gene Ontology annotation, molecular function: protein binding; serine-type endopeptidase inhibitor activity. Gene Ontology annotation, cellular component: extracellular region. The transcript has 2 exons. The record is from RefSeq and is a predicted model, not a curated record. Lineage: Eukaryota; Metazoa; Chordata; Actinopteri; Scombriformes; Scombridae.
GCUGGAUCACUGAAAUCUGCAACUUACAAAAAAAAAAGAAAAAAAGAAAAAAAAAAUUUCUCCACUUGUUAAGCUGUGCUCCGCUCUGGCGAUGUGGUGGAUGCUGUUUCCACAGUGGAUCUGGUUCCUGGCGUGUGCGUCAGUGUUGAUGGAGCUCCAGGUCGGAGUUUUGUCCCAGGUCACCUAUUCACACGCGGGGAUCUGCCCAAACGACAUGAACCCCAACCUGUGGGUGGAUGCCAUGAGUACCUGUACGAGAGAGUGUGAAUCUGAUCAGGAGUGUGAGUCCUUUGAGAAGUGUUGCCAAAAUGUGUGUGGAAAUCGGAGUUGUGUGGCAGCCCGUUAUGUGGAUGGGAAGAAAGGCCCCAUAGGAAUGCCAAAGGAAGCCACCUGCGCCAGUUUUAUGUGCACCCAGCAGGGGUCUGAAUGUGACAUCUGGGAUGGCCAGCCAGUGUGUAAAUGCCGGGACCGCUGCGAGAGGGAGCCCCACUUCACCUGUGCCUCCGAUGGCAUGACCUACUACAACAAGUGCUACAUGGACGCUGAAGCAUGCUCCAAGGGCAUCAGCCUCUCUGUUGUCACCUGCCGCUUCCACCUCAUCUGGCCCAAUACAAGCCCCUCUUUGCCCCAGGCAACCACUCUUCGCCCUACCACUGCUCCCCUCCAGGCCACUAUCCCACCUCCCACAGAGCCACAGCCACCUGUUGUCAUCAGCAGCCCAUCCCAACAGGCUGUAAAUGUGGGUGACACAGCCAGCUUCCUGUGUGACGUGACUGGGCGCCCACGGCCUGAGAUCACCUGGGAGAAGCAGCAGCCAGAGGGGGUAGAGAGGGUGGUCAUGAGGCCCAAUCAUGUGCGAGGCAAUAUGGUGGUCACUAACAUUGGUCAGCUGGUCAUCUACAACGCUCAGCUGCAUGACUCAGGCGUCUACACCUGCACAGCCCAGAACCCAUCUGGCACAGUUCAGGCCCACCACCCGCUCACUGUGCUGCCCACAAAGCCAUCUAGAAGCCCAGAGCCCAAGAAUGUGACCCGCUGCCUCCCUGAGGAGUGCCUGAAACCCCCUGAUAACCCAGAAGACUGUGGGAGUGAGCUGGAGAAAGUCAGCUGGUACUACGAACCCAAGACCAACAACUGCUUCUCCUUCACCCACUGCCACAUCAACGACAACAGCCAUCAGCCAAGGAAGGUGUUCGAGACAUACGAGGAUUGCAUGCAGUGCUGUGGUCCAGAGCUGUCAGGCCCCUGUGGCCUCCCCAGCCUGCAGGGCCCCUGUAAGGCCUACGAGCCACGUUGGGCCUACAGCAGCACCCUGCGGCAGUGCCAGUCCUUCAUCUACGGAGGAUGCGAGGGCAAUGACAACAACUUUGAAUCCAAAGAAGCAUGUGAAGAGAUGUGUCCCUACCCGAAAAACCACCACUGCAAGGCCUGUAAGCCAAGAGGCAAGAUUGUGACGAGCUUCUGCCGGAGCGACUUCGUCAUCUUGGGUCGCAUGACGGAGCUUACAGAGGAGAAGGACUCAGGCCACGCCCUUGUGACUGUGGAAGAGAUCCUCAAGGACGAGAAGAUGGGCCUCCGCUUCUUUGGCAAAGAGCCUCUAGAAGUCACCUUCCUCAACAUGGACUGGAACUGCCCCUGCCCAAACAUCACAAAUGCCGCCGCCGAGGGCCAGGUCAUCAUCAUGGGCAAUGUCAACGAUGGCAUGGCCGUCCUUCAACCAGAGAGCUACGUGGGCGCUUCCAGCCCCCGCCGUGUACGGAAACUUAAAGAAGUCAUCUCCAAGAACACAUGUGACAUUCUCAAAGCUAUCACUAACAGCCCUCAGUAGGGGUAUAAUCUGUACAUAAAGUUUAGAGUUGGGAAACCUUACUCAGCUGGAACUGCAACAGUCUGUUAUCUUCUGAGCAUUCAUUGCAGUAAUGUUUUAAUUUUUAGACCAUUCUCACUACAUUUAAUAGGUUUUCUUCUGUUUUUGAGUUUUCAGGAGCUCCUGAUCGGGUUCCCUGUCAUUUAACAUUGUGUUUGUCUUUUCAUGUGGUCUGUUAGCAGCAGAGCAUUUCUGUUGUGGUGCGGUCAUUGGUUUUGUUGAUUGAAAUACCAUGUAUGUGAACACAGAAGACAUCCAUCACAAUCCUCUUGUUGCCUUAAUCCCCCAGACUCUGUCUUCCCUCAUGCCCUCUCCUGUCUCCUGCAGAAAUGGAGGUUGCAGACUUGCAUUGAAGCACAAAACAGACACGAUUUAUUUUUUAUGUACAUAAUUUAACUGUCACAGUUUUUUUGAUCCUUUUAUUUGCCAGCCUGGCACUCUGAACACCUGAAUAUACUCUCACUUCAUACAUUUACUUCAUAUUUCUCAGUUUUCAUGUUGCAUAAGUACUCCCAUAAACGGCACCUGUGCAGGAUUCUACACAUACAGUACAACAAGGUAAAUGAGUUGUAAUAUAUUUUAUUAAUUACCAC